Messenger RNA from Morus notabilis, 3307 nucleotides. Its product is annotated as spermatogenesis-associated protein 20. Gene Ontology annotation, cellular component: chloroplast. Gene Ontology annotation, biological process: carbohydrate metabolic process. NCBI's taxonomy places the organism in Eukaryota, Viridiplantae, Streptophyta, Magnoliopsida, Rosales, Moraceae. The transcript has 15 exons. The record is from RefSeq and is a predicted model, not a curated record. Bases 68 to 2680 code for a protein of 870 amino acids.
ACAGAAGGGUGGGCCAGUUGUCAUUCAUGCAAGCAAUCCCAAGCGGCAAGGAAGCCCAAAGUUCCACAUGCCUCUUUUCGCCUCAUCACCAGCUUCCCACACAUGGCAUUUCCUCAUCAACCAACGCCAACACCCUACAUUCUUCUCCUCUUCUCUCCCACUUCUACUGCCUUCUUCUUCUUCUUAUGACCGUACUUUUUUGCUUCUACACCCUCCUAUGCUCAGAGGACUACCUCUCUCUUCCUCUCUCCUCUGCCGCUUCUCUCGCCAAUUCCAACAAUCUCUCUCCUCUCUUCCCAAACACAACGCUUACUUGUACGGCCGCUUUGCCAAGUUUUCCUCCCCCUUCUCGCCCGUUUUUCAUCCUCGAAGGUUUCACGUUCCCAAGGUCUUGGCCAUGGCGGAACGGAAAUCGGAGAACGCGUCCCAGUCUCACAAGCACACCAAUCGCCUCGCCUCCGAGCACAGUCCGUAUCUUCUGCAACAUGCCCAUAACCCCGUCGAUUGGUAUCCAUGGGGUGAAGAAGCUUUCGCUGAAGCUAGAAAGAGGGACGUGCCUAUCUUCUUGUCAAUUGGAUACAGCACCUGCCAUUGGUGUCAUGUUAUGGAGGUGGAGUCUUUUGAGGAUGAAGAAGUUGCUAAACUGCUGAAUGAUUGGUUUGUUAGUAUCAAGGUUGAUCGAGAAGAAAGGCCCGACGUUGAUAAGGUAUACAUGACGUAUGUGCAGGCUUUAUAUGGUGGUGGGGGUUGGCCAUUGAGUGUCUUCCUGUCACCUGAUUUAAAACCUCUUAUGGGCGGAACUUACUUCCCCCCUGAGGAUAAUUAUGGAAGACCAGGGUUCAAGACUAUACUGAGAAAGGUGAAAGAUGCUUGGGAUAAUAAAAGGGACACGCUUGUUAAGAGUGGAACCUUUGCGAUUGAGCAGCUGGCAGAGGCACUGUCAGCAGGUGCUAGUUCUAAUAAACUGCCAGAUGGGCUUGCGCAAACCGCAUUGCGUCUGUGUGCUGAGCAACUUUCUCGAAGCUAUGAUCCAAAAUAUGGAGGAUUUGGAUCUGCCCCAAAGUUUCCCAGACCAGUGGAGAUUCAGGUGAUGCUUUAUUGGUCCAAGAAGUUGGAGGAAACUUGGAAGACGAGUGAAGCAAAUAAGAGUCUGAAGAUGGUUUUCUUCAGCUUGCAAUGCAUGGCAAGAGGCGGCGUCCAUGACCACAUUGGAGGUGGCUUUCAUAGAUACAGUGUGGACGAGUGUUGGCACGUCCCACACUUUGAGAAGAUGCUGUAUGAUCAAGGGCAGCUUGCUAAUGUUUAUUUGGAUUCUUUUGCCAUUACCAAAGAUGUCUUAUAUUCAUCUAUUGCUCGGGAUAUAUUUGAUUACUUGAGAAGAGACAUGAUUGGACCAGAAGGUGAAAUAUUUUCAGCAGAGGAUGCUGACAGUGCUGAAUCCGAAGGUGCUACACGAAAAAAGGAAGGAGCCUUUUACGUUUGGACAAGCAAAGAGGUUGAAGAUGUGCUUGGAGAGCAUGCAACUUUUUUCAAGGAGCACUAUUAUGUAAAGCCCGAAGGUAAUUGUGAUCUUUCCAGAAUGAGUGAUCCCCACAAAGAAUUCGAGGGAAAGAACGUGCUGAUUGAGAGAAAAAGCCCUUCUGAAAUGGCAUCAAAAUUCGGCAUGCUUGCUGAGGACUAUCUUGAUAUUCUGGGUGAAUGCAGACGAAAGCUUUUUGAAGUAAGGUCAAGGCGACCGAGACCACAUUUGGAUGACAAGGUAAUCGUAUCGUGGAAUGGACUAGCAAUUUCAUCUUUUGCAAGAGGUUCUAAAAUUCUCAAGGGUGAAGCUAAGGGCACUAAGUUCCACUUUCCUAUUGUUGGAUGUGAUCCUCAGGAGUACAUGGAAGUUGCGGAAAAGGCAGCAUCUUUUAUCAGGAGACAGCUUUAUGACCAGCUAACACACAGGCUACAGCACAGCUUUAGGAACGGCCCAGCAAAAGCACCUGGAUUUCUAGAUGAUUAUGCUUUCCUUAUUUCGGGUUUGCUGGAUCUUUAUGAAUUUGGUGGUGGGAUCAACUGGCUAGUUUGGGCUAUCGAACUACAAUAUACACAGGAUGAGUUAUUUCUCGAUAAGGAGGGAGGAGGGUAUUAUAAUACCCCAGGGGAAGAUCCUUCUGUUCUCUUGCGUGUGAAGGAAGAUCACGAUGGGGCCGAACCCUCUGGGAACUCGGUUUCUGUGAUUAAUCUUGUGAGAUUGGCUUCCAUGGUUACUGGCAACAAGUCCGAUUACUACAGGCAGAAUGCAGAGCAUCUUCUGGCUGUUUUUGAGACAAGGCUGAAAGACGUGGCCAUGGCAGUGCCUUUGAUGUGUUGUGCAGCAGACAUGCUCGCUGUCCCUUCAAGAAGGCAAGUUGUCUUGGUUGGCCAUAAGCCUUCUUCGGAGUUCGAAAACAUGCUGGUCGCUGCUCACGCACUAUAUGAUCCCAAUAAAACAGUUAUCCACAUUGACCCUUCCAAUGGGGAAGAGAUGCAAUUCUGGGAAGAGAACAACAGCAAUGUGGCUCUCAUGGCCAAGAACAAUUUUGCUGCAGACAAGGUGGUUGCUCUUGUCUGCCAGAACUUCACUUGCAGCGCUCCGGUGACCGAUCCUGGAUCCCUGGUGGCUCUGCUCUCUCAGAGAACUCCAUCUUUUGCAUGAACCAUUUACUGCUGAUUUCCAUCGACUAUGACGAGCAGUCAUCAUGUUGCGAGAGUGUUUUUCGAUUUUCAUCCCUGGUGGGCAAAAUUUGUGAUUCAUGUGCAGUUGGGUUUCUCGCGGUUUAUAUGUAACUACAGUCCGAGACAAAUUAUCCUCCAAGCGUGACCAAAUAUCAGCAAGGGGAGGGCGUUUUUAUUUAUCUUUUGGUAGAGGAUUAGAGGAUUGCUUUUAAUUAUACUUUCAUCCGAUGAUUUUGGUGGUAUCAGGAUCGUCUUGCAGCAUACGUAUGUUCACCAUGGUCACACGUAUGUUGGCGCUAUUUUGAAGAACAAAUGGCCGAGUGCAAUGCAGUUGAAAGAAAAUGCGCCCAUGACAAGCAUAUUACUCGAGUCCUUAGUAUGUCUGUGUAAUGUGUGUAUGUAUAUAAAAUCGUCUUGCGUGUUUUGCUAAGAAACUGUCCGAUGUGAUGUAACGAAAAGGUGGUUGCAAUCUGGGUGAUAACUAUAUGCAAUAAUUUGUUAUUGGAUAUGAAAACUUUGCGAUGUGUAGAGUUGGGUUGGAUUGGCAUUUCUAUCCCCAUAUAUGUAUUUAAUAGUUAAUUUAGUAUGAAAUUUGGAGUUUUGAUAA